Malaya genurostris is the source of this 5161-nucleotide messenger RNA. It is a transcript of the gene Akt, whose product is annotated as RAC serine/threonine-protein kinase. NCBI's taxonomy places the organism in Eukaryota, Metazoa, Arthropoda, Insecta, Diptera, Culicidae. The transcript is spliced from 7 exons. Gene Ontology annotation, biological process: protein phosphorylation. The record is from RefSeq and is a predicted model, not a curated record. Gene Ontology annotation, molecular function: protein serine/threonine kinase activity; ATP binding. The coding region runs from base 842 to 2431 and encodes 529 amino acids.
AUUGUUUGCAUCGUCACGUCAAUCAGAAAUCAUCGAAUGUACAUUUUGUCAUGGUUUCUCGACGCAAAAGUCAAAUGCGAAAACGUUUUAAGUCUGCAGCUAUAUAAAUGGUAUUUGUAAUAAUUACUAACGAAUUGUACAGUGUUCAUUGUUUGUGUGUUUUUCGGGUUCUUGAUAAGUGAAAUAGUUGAGAGUACGUUGCACUCAAAGAGGAUAUUAAUAUUUUGCGUAUCAGAACGAGUUUUCCCUACGAUGAGGUUACAAGCAGGAAGAAGAAAAAAUACACAUUUUCGAGCAAAAUAUUAAGAAGCAGCUCAGUAGUGUUGCAUUAUUUGUUGGAAUCUGGUGUGGUAAACAAGAAUAAGAAGAUUGCAAAAAAUGUGAAUGUAUGUAGAACAGAAUACGAAAUCAUGCGUGGUAAUAUUAUUCCUAAACUGCUGAAAGCUCAACGUGUUUGUCUAUUUAGAUGUGAUUUACGCGAGCAUUGAAAUGUAUUGCGUCUGAUAUACAAAAAAAAAAGAAAGAAAAAUAACCUGCCUAGAAAAAAAACCACCAGAAGAGACGGUACCACGAUUUGAACAACGACAUUGCCAGUGCUGUCGAUUGAGACGGGAGGCGAAGUCCUCAUCGCAUAGCAAAUUGCAGUGUGCUCGAGAGCGACCAGUGAAAGUGCACGCGCGCUCUAAAUUAACACGUCGUCAUUGCCGCUGUCGUCGUCGUCGUCGUCUUCGUUGAGGAACUUUUCAAAAACUGAACGGCUUAGAAAAAAAAAAAACAUUAAUACCUCGAAUUUGUGACUUCAUCAAGGUAACCCGUGACAGUGUAGUGAAAUCAAAUCGUAAUGUCUACUGCGGACAGUAAUCCGUCGCAGACGGUUCCGAUAUCGCAGCCCACUCGUGUUACCCAACCGGUUGCCAUCACUGCCCAAAUCGUGAAGGAAGGUUGGCUCUACAAACGUGGUGAACAUAUUAAGAACUGGCGCUCGCGAUACUUCAUCCUUCGGGACGAUGGAACCUUGGUCGGGUACAAGAAUCGACCGGAUGCCUCGUUUCAAGCGGAACCCUCGAACAACUUCACCGUGCGCGGUUGCCAGAUAAUGUCAGUCGAUAGACCCCGGCCUUUCACAUUCAUCAUACGCGGCUUACAGUGGACCACCGUUAUCGAGCGGAUGUUUCACGUCGAGGAAGAAAAAGAACGUCAGGAAUGGGUCGAAGCGAUCAGAAGUGUGGCUAAUCGAAUAACGGAAGCCGAAGCAUACCAGGCAGGAUCACAAUCGAACGAAGACGUAGAAAUGGCAUCCAUUGCUGAGGAUGAACUGUUGACUGAGAAAUUUUCGGUACAGGGAACCUCCACUGGGAAAAUUAGUGGUAGAAAGAAAGUGACACUGGAAAAUUUCGAGUUCUUAAAAGUGCUCGGCAAGGGAACCUUCGGAAAGGUAAUUCUGUGUCGUGAAAAGACUACCGCCAAACUGUACGCCAUCAAGAUUCUCAAGAAAGAAGUCAUCGUCCAGAAAGAUGAAGUCGCCCACACGAUGGCGGAAAAUCGUGUGCUGAAAAAAACAAACCAUCCUUUCCUGAUAUCGUUGAAAUAUUCUUUUCAAACCGUCGACCGCCUGUGCUUCGUGAUGCAGUACGUCAACGGGGGAGAGCUAUUUUUCCAUCUGAGCCGCGAGCGAGUUUUCUCCGAGGACCGAACACGAUUUUAUGGCGCCGAAAUCAUUUCAGCAUUGGGAUACCUGCACUCGCAUGAAAUUGUCUACCGAGACUUGAAAUUGGAAAAUCUGUUGCUGGACAAGGACGGCCAUAUCAAAAUUGCUGACUUCGGACUCUGCAAGGAACAGAUCACCUACGGACGCACAACGAAAACCUUCUGCGGUACACCGGAAUAUCUGGCACCGGAAGUGCUGGAGGACAACGAUUACGGCUUAGCGGUUGACUGGUGGGGUACCGGUGUGGUUAUGUAUGAGAUGAUGUGUGGUCGACUACCGUUCUACAAUCGUGAUCACGAUAUCCUGUUCACGUUGAUUCUGAUGGAAGAGGUUAAGUUCCCACGAAAUAUCAGUGCCAACGCGAGAGAUUUGCUCAGUGGACUACUAAUGAAACAGCCCAAAGAUCGACUAGGCGGUGGACCAACCGAUGCGAAGGAGAUAAUGCUGCAUCCUUUCUUUUCCAGCAUCAACUGGACCGAUUUAGUGCAGAAACGCAUAACACCUCCUUUCCAGCCUCAGGUGACCUCCGAUACCGACACGCGCUACUUCGACUCGGAGUUUACCGGUGAAAGUGUUGAGCUUACUCCACCUGACAAUAGCGGUCCACUGGGAGCCAUACAAGAGGAACCACAUUUUUCACAGUUCAGCUAUCAAGACAUGGCAUCCACCUUAAAUACACCGUCGUUCAUCAACAACCCGACCAGCUUCGUGUCGAUGCAGUGAAGCUACAUACGGAACAGAGCGAGGUCAUGCAUGCAUACGGCAUCAACACCAAUGUCUUGCGAGGCAUCGAAAUCGUUACCAAUACGACUUGCCCCGUAUACUUUUCAGCGGGCUUGAUGCGUUUGUUGUCAUUUUUGUUUGAAACCGUUACAAGAGUGCUUAAGACCGUGGGUGCGGUGCGUUUAAUUCAGGUAAGCCUUUUCCAUUGUACAGUCACAUUUUGCAGUUCGGAAAAUGCAUUAGGUUGAAAGUGUAGAUGUAUGAAAUCGAAUCGAAUGAAUAGCAGGAAAUGGGCCCAGGAGGCUAGCAACAAUUUUUUCAGAUUAGUUGACAGGAUGAUGUCCACAGGAGCAUAGUACUCAAGGAACAAUCCCGCAUCAACAAGUACGCCUCAGCAAUAGACCGGUUUAUUUCAGGUAACGCUAAUAACGAAACAAAACAAAAUGCAAUCACACAGCAGUGGUCAGUCAAUAGUAGGACCCAAAACGAACAAUAGCCCGAAAGUAGGAAGACACGCAAGUCGCUCAGGCUGUGCAAUCGAUGUGAACCCAUUCCAAUAAAUUUUUUCCCACCCGCCACCAAUCAACAUAAAUAUGAAAACAUGCAAUGAAGAACAAUUAAACUAAGAAACCACACACACCUCUCCUGCGAAUAAAAUUGCUCUUCCUUGACAAAAAAAAAAAAACAGAAGAAAACUGAAUAUGCUACCAGGUGUAAGGAUAUAACAAAAAUGAUACUAAAUAUAAUAUGAGACGGAUCGAACUGUGAUAAAAUUGUAAAACCAAUGUAAGAAUAAUCAAGGGAUAAUGGAAGCAAACGAAAGUGUUAAAAUGCAUAAUGUCAGCCCUUAAUUUUAACUAGCUGUAAGAAUAACCAAGAUGUCAUAAUAAACAUUUAUCGUAACUAUCAUUGAAAGUUAUUAACAAGUACUUCUAUGGAUUUCAAAAUUAUUUCCAAACUACGCGUCACGUGGCUCCCGGCUCUAAAGCGAAUAGGAAAUCCUUUUAAUUUUGAUUUAUAAAAUAAGCGCUGAUAUCAUGAAUAUCACCUAUUGGUAGUUUGUGUAUGCCCGCGGUGCUUUGGUAGCAAGAAUAGAUUUGGAAAUUUUUGAAUUAGCUUAUAACAUCUACGAAAAAAAUGAGGCUUCGACAGAGCUUUACCGGAGCAAAUUAGUAUAACUUCGUUUUGAAAAGAUUCUAAGUAAUUAUCGGUUUCCAAAGUGUUCCCUACAUGUGGGAUGCGAGAUAAUGGAAAUUAUUUCAUUUGUCCAAAAUUCGGCGUAGUGACGAACUGAAGAUAAUAAACGAACACUUCACAUAUUAUUUUAUUUUUUGUGUAAAACCAAAUGAAAUAACUUAAUCGAUUAUAUGCAUUAAUGAAAAAAUAAAAAAAACACUAAAUGCAGACGGCAACGUUGUGAACUCAAGUGCAUGAAUGAUUAGCUAAGCACAAAGUACUCACAUUGAAUGUCACUAGUUUGUUCAAAGCGGAAAUGUUAAAACUAACCGUUUUUUUUUCGGGUGUACGUUAUUUGGCCGAAAUUUCUUUGGCAUAAGUUCGUUUUGCAUAAAUUUGUUUGGCAUAUUGUCAUUUGGAAUGAAAUAAAGAGACAUACUGUUUCAUUUGGCAUAAUUUCAAUUGUGCAUUUUUCCUUUAUAUAUUCGAUUAGUUCAACUUUCUCUUGCAGAGCAAUAACUCUCAGCUUUGGGUAGACCGGGUAAACGGGUAGAUUACAGGUUUGUGUGUGGGGGCCGCCACUACCGACAAGUUGCGAGGAGUCCGCUAAAAGAAUCACACAAUUGGAACAAAUCGAAAAUCUGAAGGAAAUGUGCACAAUUGAAAGUUAUGCCAAAUGACACACUAUGUCUUUUUAUUUCAUGCCGAACGGCUUUAUGUCAGACAAAUUUAUGACAAUCAAAAGUUAUACCAAAAGAAUUUUCGCCAAACAAAUUUCGGCCAAAUAACGUACAACCUUUUUUCACAUUUUGGCAAUGGGGUUUAAAUAGCUGGUAUAUUCUAGGAAUUCAUUUGAAUUCAACGUGGUUUAUGAAAUCAAUAGCAAAUCAGCUUAAAUUCGAAUCAGGAUAGAACGCUUCUAAGCGAAUCAUUUCCGGUCUCCUGCGAAAUCACUUUGCUUCGAAUAAUCUAAUCAGGCCAUAAUGCAGAAUCAGUAUAUUAUAACGUAACGAUGAACGGCAAUUUUUAAUUUAUUGAUAUCUUCUGAAUACUUUACCGGUACUCAAUCAAGUCACCGUUCAACGCGUUACCGUACGUCUUAAUUAUUGUGCUUGACUGACGAUUGAACAUUCGGCGAGUUUGUCAUAUUGGUAUAUACCUAAACAUGGGGAGCAGUUGAUAAACUGAACAUUUAUACACAAAAAAACACGAUAACGAAAACACAUUGAACACACGGAAAAUCUGAAAUAUAUCACUGCCUUAGAUAAGAGAAAAAUCCUAAUAAGACAGCUCAGCUUGAGCUGUAUGUUGGAUAACGCAACAUUACUAUGAAAUUCUUGAUAAGAAGAAAUAAAACGAGAUAUAAUAUUAUGCUAGUGUUAAGAAAGGUACUAAGUAAUUAUUGAUAACCAUGAAGUCUGUAGUUGACUAAAAACUAUUAUAGAAAAGAUAAAACCUAAAAUAUCGACCGUUAGAAUAAUCAUCAUUUGGGAAACAAAACAAAAACGACGUUAAUUUAAGUGAAAAAAUAUAAUGCUUUAAUCAGUAGUAAAA